UCACAUCUAACCCUACCUCUCAUUUGUUCCUUACCAACGCUCUUCCGUCGGAGGACUUAGCUGCUUGAAUUUAGCAUUUCGGAUCGCAAGCUUCGGGUUGGGCGGCGACAAUGGCGGAGGAAGUGGAGAGCACCGUUACUGGUCUCGGAUCGGUUAUGGAGAAAGUAGCUGAAAAGCCUAAUGGUCACAAUUCGUCGUCUUCCGAUUCCGAUUCCGAGAAGCCAGUUACUUCGUCGAUGAAGGACAAAGUGUUUCGGCUUUUCGGGAGGGAGAGGCCGGUCCAUUCUGUUCUCGGCGGUGGAAAGCCUGCUGAUGUGUUGCUGUGGAGGAACAAAAAAAUAUCUGCCAGUGUACUUGGCACAGCCACAGCGAUUUGGGUGUUUUUUGAAUUGCUUGAAUAUCACCUUCUCACUCUAGUAUGUCACGUUCUGAUACUGCUUCUUGCAGUUUUGUUCUUGUGGUCCAAUGCCCAUACCUUCAUCAACAAAACUCCUCCUCGCAUUCCAGAGGUUCAUCUACCUGAGGAACCAUUCCUGCAAGUUGCAGCUGCUUUGAGAAUUGAAAUCAAUAGGGGAUUUGCUGUCUUGCGUAAUAUAGCCUCAGGGAGAGAUUUGAAGAAGUUCCUCAUUGUUAUUGCUGGCUUGUGGAUUCUAUCAAUUGUAGGAACUUGGUGCAACUUCUUGACCUUGUUUUACAUAUCCUUUGUUGCAUUGCACACAGUUCCUGUCCUGUAUGACAAGUACCAGGAUAAGAUAGACCCGUUUGCUGAGAAGGCUACCAUUGAGAUUAAAAAGCAGUAUGCUGUGUUCGAUGUUAAGGUCUUGAGUAAGAUGCCACGGGGUCCAUUGAAAGGCAAGAAGUCAGAGUAAUGAGUUGAAUGGCAAUGGUUUGAACCGUUAAAAAAUGUGGCUCCAGAUGUUUAAUUUAUUAGUUCUUUAGAGCCUUUGGUUUCUUUUGCCAGCCGUUGUUAGCUUUUGGGUUGGAUUUGGACGGGUAUGGUGGUACCCUUGGCUUCGUUUUCGGCUUCAAGCUGUAGCUUCGAAUUUCGCUUUCAUGCUAUGGUUUUUGCUGGCUUCUCACAUGUUAGACUUCUUAUAUCUGGUCUCUCAGUCAUCAAUUAUGUUAGUGAAAACUUAAUAUUUUUGUAUGUUACGGCUUCGUGCUCUUCUUGGUUUUAUAUGCGAGCAUGAAACUUCUUCUUGGGGAAAUAUUUGAAGCCCAUUGAUGAUUGAAAAAAAUGGGCUUUUCGCUA
This is a messenger RNA of Prosopis cineraria, 1252 nucleotides long. RefSeq names its product reticulon-like protein B1. The record is from RefSeq and is a predicted model, not a curated record. The transcript is spliced from 5 exons. Bases 111 to 869 code for a protein of 252 amino acids. NCBI's taxonomy places the organism in Eukaryota, Viridiplantae, Streptophyta, Magnoliopsida, Fabales, Fabaceae.